Messenger RNA from Parus major (Great Tit), 3450 nucleotides. RefSeq names its product FKBP prolyl isomerase 5 (gene FKBP5). Gene Ontology annotation, molecular function: protein binding; peptidyl-prolyl cis-trans isomerase activity. Lineage: Eukaryota; Metazoa; Chordata; Aves; Passeriformes; Paridae. The coding region runs from base 1058 to 2452 and encodes 464 amino acids. The transcript has 11 exons. The record is from RefSeq and is a predicted model, not a curated record.
GAAGGGGAGAAAGUCAAGUGGCCAGGAUUAAAAAAAAAAAAAAAGAAAAGAAAAAAAGAAAAUAUAUUAAUUAACUGUGAUGUGUGAGUGUGAGAAAUGGCACUCAAUGUCUGGGUAUGUCCUUAUGUGUUGGGAUGGAGCUGAGAUGAAGAUGCUUGUCCAUCUUAUUAAGGUCAUAUUUUGUUAGAAAUCACAAUUUUAAGUUAUUACCAUCACCUUCAUUGGUCUCUGUUCAGCAGACUGGCCCUGAGAUGUCUUAAAACACCCUCAUCCAGGAGAAAUCACUGCUCUGGUCUUCCCCCUCCUGCUGCACAGGCACAGCUUGCUCAGCAAGAAGGGAUUUUAUUAGGAAGAAGUGGUUGUAGUGAUGGAAGGGGAAGCAAUCCACUGUGGGACAGUGGAGAGAGCCACUAACUGGGUUAUCCUUCAUUAUCAGUCUGUGCAGGGAUGCAUGUGCAGCCUCGUGCUGCUGUCCAGCUCGAGGGGCUGGGAUUUGGGGUGGUGAUCACCAGGAUCCAGGGCCCCACAUCCCCCAGCUGUGCUUUCAGAUUUGUUGUUUUUAAGCUUGACCUUUGCGUUUUCAAGAAACUCCCUCCUGUGUUGCAAUCCAAAGCUUUUAGGGCUGCUGUGGUGCCGUGGAAGCAAAAGUGCUUUGUGCUAAGUGGGUCUUAAAAAACAAACCCCAGAGCAGCCAGCUCUUAUUUUUUUUUCAUCCUGUUAAUUUUCAUCCCAGUGAAACAAUUGGACAGGGUAUAGCUUUGAUUUAUUUAUUUUAAAGCUGAUGGUAAGAUGCUAUUUUGUGGAAACAGCAAGUCAAAACAGAUUUUGGCCAUAGUCUUCAUCACCCCUCUCUGAUCAUGGUGGAGCAUGAUCUGUGUCUCAAAACUGCUCUGUUCUUCCUUCUUCUGAAAUCCUGUUUUAGAAUAAAGCACAUGUGGUUUUUUUAGUCUUUUGGUUUUUUUUUUCUUUUUGUCCCCUCUCCUCUUACCAGGUGUUUCCCUGUGGUGUCUCCGGGCCUGGACUCUCCCUGCACCUUCAAACCUUCUCCAAGGAUUGCAUGGUGGCAAGGUCUAAGGAGACCAUGACCACUGAUGAGGCCACCAAGAGCGAAGGGGAGGUGCAGACAGCGGCUCUGGCUGAGCGUGGGGAAGACAUCACACCGUCCAAGGACCGAGGGGUUCUGAAGAUAAUUAAGAGGCCUGGGAGUGAGAAUGAGUUUCCCAUGAUCGGAGACAAGGUUUAUGUGCACUACAAGGGAAAACUGGCCAACGGGAAAAAAUUUGACUCCAGCCGCGAUCGGAAUGAGCCUUUCAUCUUCAGCUUGGGCAAGGGUCAGGUAAUCAAGGCAUGGGACAUUGGGGUGGCCACCAUGAAGAAGGGAGAGAUCUGCUACUUGCUCUGCAAACCCGAGUACGCGUACGGCUCUGCUGGGAGUGCCCCCAAAAUCCCCUCCAAUGCCACCCUCUUUUUUGAGGUCGAGCUGCUUGACUUCAAAGGUGAGGACUUGUUUGAGGAUGGAGGAAUAAUCCGGAGGAUCAAGAGGAAGGGAGAAGGUUACUCCAACCCCAAUGAAGGUGCUACCGUGGAGAUUCACCUGGAGGGAUUCUGUGGCGGCCACAGGUUUGACUGCAAGGAUGUGAAAUUCGUCGUGGGUGAAGGGGAGGACCAUGACAUCCCCAUCGGCAUUGACAAGGCCCUGGAGAAGAUGCAGAGGGGAGAGCACUGCAUCCUCUACCUCAGCCCACGGUACGGCUUUGGCGAGGCUGGGAAGCCGAAAUACGGCAUCCAGGGGAACGCAGAGCUGGUGUAUGAGGUGACCCUGAAGAGUUUUGAGAAGGCCAAGGAGUCGUGGGAGAUGGACACCAAGGAGAAGCUGGAGCAGGCAGCUGUGGUCAAGGAGAAGGGCACAAUGUACUUCAAGGAAGGCAAGUACCUGCAGGCAGCGAUUCAGUAUGGGAAGAUUGUAUCCUGGCUGGAAAUGGAGUAUGGCUUGUCUGAAAAGGAGUCUAAAGCCUCUGACUCCUUCCUGCUGGCUGCCUUCCUCAAUCUGGCCAUGUGCUACCUGAAGCUGCGAGAGUACGCCAAGGCUGUCGAGUGCUGUGACAAGGCUUUGGGGUUGGACCAGGACAAUGAAAAAGGCCUGUACAGGAGGGGUGAAGCCAGGUUGUUGAUGAACGAGUUCGAGCUGGCCAAAUGUGACUUUCAAAAAGUGCUGGAAGUGAAUCCACAGAACAAAGCAGCGAAAUCCCAGAUCUCUGUGUGCCAGAAGAAAACGAAGGAGCACAACGAGCGGGACCGAAGGAUCUACGCCAACAUGUUCACAAAGUUUGCAGAAAGGGAUGCAAAGGAAGCAGCCAGCAAAACUGGUGUGAAAAAAACAGCGGAGAAGGCGGCUUGUGAAAAACGACCGAAAACUGAUGCUGAAGGUGAAGAGGCUGAAGGACACGUAUGAUGGAGGAGGAGAGGAUGGGAGAGCCUCGUGCCCUCGGCCCACACUGAAAAGGUUGCUGCCAAACCUUGGGACUUGCCAGUUUUCUUGUAAAGCUUGUUACAGUCUGUGUGAUCGUGGAAGCAAAAAGCACCUCGCAAAGAAAAGUGACCCCGUCCCACCGUCCUGGGUGCACUGGGGGCAGAGCAGGAGCGGCAGGACGCCAUGGGACCACCGCACGUGGAACAAAUAGCAUUUAAACAGCAGGAAAAAGAAAAAGAAAAUAUUAUAAUGAUAAACUAAAACUCUUGGCUCCUUGGAGGUUUCCGUAGACAGCUUGUUCCAGCUCCCUCGGCUUUGUGUCCACUCUCAGCACAGCAUCCUGUGAGAGGAACUGGGAUCUGGGACAUGCUUCUUGUGCACUACAGUGCUGCCUCUGGUUGUCCCAGGGAUUGGCUUUGCCUCCUGUGGCCAAAGGGGUGGCAGGGCAGAGCCAGGAUGAGAACCCACAUGGCCUCUGCUGCAGCCCCUGCGUGCAUCAGUCUUUAAAGCACUGUUUGGGGAGGGGAGGCCACACAGAUUUUACAUUCUGAAGGAGCUGGUUCGUGUGUCUUUAGAGAGCAAAAGCCUGUCCAGCUUUGCAGGUGCCCAACCCACAGCCUACACCCCAUCCUUUGGCUCCUGGCUUUAAAAGUUUUAUUGCUUUUAUUGGGAUCUGUAUGUGGGGAAAAUAAAGGAGCAGGUUGACAUAUGGUUCAGAAAGCAAGUGGCUGGGUCUGAGCUGGUGCCAUGGGUUUGUCACUGAGCAGCUUUCCCAUGGUGAGGGGGUCCUGGGUGCAUCAUGUCCCUGCACCGGGGCUGCUGCUACCUCCUCAGCCAUCAGUCCUCUCCAUCCUCAAGGGACACUGUCACUACCCCAUGAGAACAGCUUUCCAGUUGUUAUUUUUCCUGUCUAUAAUAAUACCCCUUUUGGAGAUUGAAAAUAAACAACUGAAAGAAAAAGGGAAAAAAAAAAUUAAAAA